AUGAGUGAUACACCGCUGCUGCUGCUGGGCACGGAGGCCGUGACCGACGUCAAGCUGCACCCUGUCGUCGUACUGCAAGCGCUGGACCGCUCCCUGCGUCGUGCAGAGGGCCAGACGCGUGUCAUUGGCACGCUGCUGGGCCAUAUCGAGGGCGGCGUCGUCGAAGUCACCGAGUCGUUCGCGGUUCCGCACUUAGAGAACGGCGAUGAGGUCGCCGUGGGGCGCGACUUCCACACGCACAUGUACGAGCUCCACAAGCGCGUGAACGAGAAGGAAGUGGUCGUGGGCUGGUACGCCGCUGGUCCAGGCGAGCUGGACGACCACUCGGCGCUUAUCCACCAGUUCUACAGCUCUGUGUGUGAGCUGCCGGUGCAUUUGGUGAUAAGUACGGACCUGCACGACGACGCACUGGACGUCGCAGCGUUCGUGUCGUCUCCACUGGAGGUCGUCGACACGACGCUCGUCCAUCAGUUUAAGCAGAUUCCAGUGACCCAGAAGCUCUCGGAGCCUGAGGCCAUUGCCCUGAACGCAAUGGUGCCCACGAACGGUGAAGCGAAAGCAAGAGCGCUGCCUAAUGAGCUGGAGGCGCUGGAAGAGACGAUGGAGAAGCUGUACACGUGCAUUGAUGGAGCCAGCACCUUUGUAGGCGACGUGGUGGCCGGCAAGCAGACGGCGGACGCAAAGCUUGGUCUAGAGAUUGCAGACGCACUGGCAGCUAUCCCCAUGUUGCGUGCUGAACAGUUUGAUCAGCUCUUUAGCACGGGUCUCCAGGACCUGCUGAUGGUGUCGUACCUGUCUGGACUCACACAGGCGCAGCUGUCGAUGGCUGAGAAGCUCAUCAAUGCCUGA
This is a messenger RNA of Hyaloperonospora brassicae, 849 nucleotides long. NCBI's taxonomy places the organism in Eukaryota, Oomycota, Peronosporomycetes, Peronosporales, Peronosporaceae. The record is from the annotation of a GenBank genome assembly.